AUGGCCGAAGCACUUGGGGUUGCUGCUAGCGGUAUUGCCGUUGCGCAGAUUGCUAUCCAGGUCGGCGGCACCGUAGUCAAACUAAAGCAACUUUGGGAUGAAGUGAAAGAUGUUCCCGAUGACAUCGCUGAUCUGAUGGACCAGAUCGACUGUCUAGAUCCCGUCCUAUGGGAAGUCGAAAAUGGGUUCAAUAAGAGCGAACUACCGUCGAUGCUCUGGGAUAACUUAGCUUCCAAGUCAACCACCAGAUAUUGUCGCAAGGCUCUUGAGAACCUAACUGCAAUGGUUGAGGAGUUGAAUCUCCAAAUAAAUACCGCUAAAAGGGGCCGAAGAAAGAUAGUAGCCAUCAAGGUUCUACUCAAGAAGGACUCCAUUAAGAAGCUGGAAAGACGACUUGAGAAUGCUGUCCGAAUGCUAACAUUAGCUCAACAAUCCUAUCUCGUCGCCCUCACCCAGGUGCAACCUGAUAUCAUAGUCCAGAAAUUUACUACUCUUACGAUCCAUAAAAAGCAAUACGAGCCACAAGAAACAUCUGAUUUCGCAUCGAAGACAGAGGUGCAGACCGUUUCACCGUUGCGCCAUGGGCAACAAGAUACCGGCGACAUAUAUACGAAGCCUCGCUGGGUAUAUAAGACAAGACUGACUCGUCCUAAUAACUUUGGCAGAAUUUACGUCGAAUCUUUCGCGGCAGGCAGUAGAGUCCUAUUUCAAGCUCCAGUGUGGUUUUCUCAUCGAUCAUGGGAACUACAUAGCAUUAAGGCGAACGGAGCUUGGCAAUUGAACUUGAGGUCAUACAGGCUCAUUCCUGAAGAUAGUAAAGUUAUAGCAUUAUCACGAAGAGGAUCCCCACAGGACAUUCAAAGGCUCUUUGACGCAGGGUUGGCAUCUCCAUACGACUACACUUAUUGCGGGUGGAGUUUAUUCACUAACGUAAGGGUGUGGCUAGAGGCACUGGAGCAGGCUGGUAUUGAUUUGGAAGCCUAUGGCCGACGUGAACACGAAAUCUUUGUUGAAAGGAAAUAUGAGUUUUACACUGCGUACUAUCGCGAAAUGCGCCCCAUUGGCUUCAAAUUUGGCCCAAAGCCAGAAGAUUGGGAAUUCUAUUUUUACGAGCCUAUAGAUGAUUAUUUCAGCGAGUUCUGGAAACUGAUUGAGGACCCACCUAUCCGUGUUCCAGGGUCUUGGGUCGAUGAUGAUGAUGAUAAUUAA
Daldinia childiae is the source of this 1209-nucleotide messenger RNA. RefSeq lists its product as uncharacterized. The record is from RefSeq and is a predicted model, not a curated record. Bases 1 to 1209 code for a protein of 402 amino acids. The transcript is spliced from 3 exons. NCBI's taxonomy places the organism in Eukaryota, Fungi, Ascomycota, Sordariomycetes, Xylariales, Hypoxylaceae.